Molecule: messenger RNA, 828 nt
Organism: Durio zibethinus
Lineage: Eukaryota; Viridiplantae; Streptophyta; Magnoliopsida; Malvales; Malvaceae
Product: protein DEEPER ROOTING 1-like
Biological process (GO): regulation of growth; gravitropism
Source: RefSeq, a predicted model, not a curated record
AUGAAGUUCUUUGGUUGGAUGCAAAACAAGCUUAAUGGGAAACAAGGCAGCUGUAAAUCAAAUGCAGUUUCUACUACUCAUCAUAUGAAACAAGAGCCCCGAGAAGAGUUCAGCGAUUGGCCUCAUGGAUUGUUGGCAAUAGGAACUUUUGGUAACAAUGACCUUAAAGGAAAUCCUCAAUCCCAAAACCUCAUUCAACAAGAUCAGUCUGAUAUUCAAGAGAAACCAUCUUCAUCCGAGGAUUUGCAAGUGUUCACACCUGAAGAAGUUGGGAAACUACAAAAGGAAUUAACAAAACUCUUGUCUCGAAAACCGACUUCCGAUGUGGAAAAAGAACUAGCAAAUUUACCAUUGGAUAGAUUUCUUAAUUGUCCAUCGAGCUUGGAAGUGGAGAGGAGGAUUAGUAAUGCACUUGGCAGUGAUUCAGGGGAUAGAUCAGAGGAAGAUAUUGAUCGGACCAUUAGUAUUAUUCUUGGCAGAUGCAAAGACAUUUGUGCUGAAAAUAAGAAGAAAACCAUUGGGAAAAAAUCAAUUUCUUUCCUUCUGAAGAAGAUGUUUGUUUGUAGAAGUGGGUUUUCACCUGCACCAAGUUUGAGAGAUACACUGCAAGAAUCAAGAAUGGAGAAGCUUUUGAGGGUAAUGCUUCACAAGAAGAUUUACAGUCAAAAUCUUUCUCGAGCAUCAUCCAUGAAGAAAUACUUGGAGGACAAACAAACACCAAAAAGGCAAAAUAAUCAAGAUGAAACACAGGAGAGAAAGAGUGAAGAUGGAUAUAAAUGGGUCAAGACAGAUUCUGAAUAUAUUGUUCUAGAGAUCUAAAAUCUACCU